UUACAAUGGACGGAAUUUACUGCCAAGGGCCUUGUCGGCUUGCAUUUCAAUGGGUCUAGGCCCAAAGCAUGAUGAGCGAUUCGAAUUGAAGUCUAAAGAACGAUCGCCUUGAAAGUAAAUACGUUCGUCCAAUAUUCUCGCAGCUUUUCCAUCCAUCGUUUUACGGUCCAUUGAAUUGUUGAUUAAUAGCGUGGAAGAAUUCCAUUUUAUAGUUGCUGAGCAUCAAUAACACCGGAUGUACACGAGAGGGGGGGACGGGUAUAAUUCGUUUUAAAUAUUUCCAAUUGAUAAUAAGUUACUUCUAAGAAGUAUAAAAUUCCUCUUGUGUUGAUGCAAAAUUAUUGAACGAACCUUCUUUUUGUGGGUCGCUUGGAUACAACAAUGAUUUAUAUCAGUCAGUUUCGCGAGAUUGGCGAAUUGGAGACCCAUUUUGGAAUACAUGAAUCAUUAAAUGAUCAGCUCAUUUUCGCGAUUGCCUUCUUCGAAGCCUUCCAAGAAGUUACGUAACAACGUCUGUCCAUGAAGAAUAAUAAUUUUAGCAUGCAUGAAUCAUAAUGUCGGACGAGGGAUUUCCUUCACGUACGAAUGAACUAAAACCUUCAUUUCUUAAACAAGCUCAGACGUAUAAGAGCCGUCGUAAAUGGUUCGUGACUUUAAAAGCCAUCGCCCAUCAUGAUUAUUUCCCCUAAGUAAAUCUCCAACGAUAGACUCGGACCUAACGUUAUUCCCCGUGUCUCAUUUUUUCGUCAACCGCCAAACAAGACUCUUUCCCCCGGAAUCUUGUGUCGUAGCCAUGCCCCAGAUUCAAACGAAAUCAGAACCUGAUCCAGUCCGAGUAAAAGAUAUGUUCACGGGGAAAUCCCCUUUGACCAUCCAUCCACAUCCCCUUUAUAUAGAGCGUUUUCUCCAGACUCAAGCAUCAUUACCAAUUUCGAGCUCAAAAUGAACAAAACCUUUCAAUUUAUCGUCCUCUUUUUUGUGCUUGUGGCCGUUUACGCCCAAUUCACUCUAGCCGCCCCUGCCGAGGAAUCUGAACUUCUCAGUCGAGAAAAACGCCAAUUCGGCGGUGGAUAUGGCGGUGGUAACAAGUUCAACCGUGGUGGAGGAUUUAACCGCGGAGGGGGAUUCAACCGUGGAGGCGGAUUUCGCCGAGGAGGCGGAUUCAGAGGCUCUCCUAAACGACAAGCCAUUCGAGCUGUGACUCGGCUGAUCCUCUCCAAUGGAUUCCGAGGAUAAAUCUUAAAUGCACCCUUAUAUCUGAAUAUGCUCAAAUGAUGCCGACCGACCAGAAUAAAUGAGAAAUUUCCAA
Molecule: messenger RNA, 1309 nt
Organism: Tigriopus californicus
Lineage: Eukaryota; Metazoa; Arthropoda; Copepoda; Harpacticoida; Harpacticidae
Product: armadillidin-like
Exons: 5
Coding region: 943-1236 (97 amino acids)
Source: RefSeq, a predicted model, not a curated record